Lotus japonicus is the source of this 2211-nucleotide messenger RNA. Its product is annotated as protein FAR1-RELATED SEQUENCE 5-like. NCBI's taxonomy places the organism in Eukaryota, Viridiplantae, Streptophyta, Magnoliopsida, Fabales, Fabaceae. Bases 1 to 2211 code for a protein of 736 amino acids. The record is from RefSeq and is a predicted model, not a curated record. Gene Ontology annotation, biological process: regulation of DNA-templated transcription. Gene Ontology annotation, molecular function: zinc ion binding. The transcript has a single exon.
AUGUGGUCCAUUGCUGUAGGGUUUUCAUCUAAUGGUGAAGGCAAAACCAGUGUUGUUGCUGGGAUUGUUUCCUCACCAACACUGAACCUGUCGGAGUCAAUUGCUGAGGAUAUAAAUGGUGAAGGUGUUGGUGUUGAUAGUAUGGACGAUAUUGCUAAUGCUUUGUGGGAUGGUAUUGAUGACAUUGAGAUGAAGAAGUUUCAUUUUCCCAAUCGCCAGGUAGCAUAUGAGUUCUACAACUUGUAUGCUAGAGUGAAAGGCUUCUCAGUGCGGAAAAGCAAGGUUUUCAGAAUCAAGAAAGGUGAAAUUGUGCGGCAAGACUUUGUGUGUCACAAGGAGGGUUUCCGUGAAGAGAAAAACAGAAUGAGGGAAAAUCGUCAGCGUGAAACUAAGGUUGAGACCAGGUGUGGAUGUUGUGCAAAAAUGAGAAUUCGUUUGGUGGGUGAUAGUGGUAGGUGGCAUGUGGCAUUAUUUUCAGAUUGUCACAAUCAUGCAAUGUUAGAGGGAAAGCAGUCAGCCAUGUUACCGGCACAUCGUAAGUUAAAAGAAGGGGAUAUAUUGGGAUUGAAUAGCAUGCGGAAAGCUGGGAUUAGUACGACACAGAUAUACAAUUUUUUUGCUGACCAAUCAGGGGGUUUUGACAAAACCAAUUUUCUCAAGGUUGACAUGAAAAAUCAAAUGACCAAACAGAAACAAAAGGAGCAUUGUGAUGCAAAAGCUGUUUUGGUGUAUCUGAAGGGGCUUGGUUCAGGUGAUCCCGGAAUGUUUUGGUCCCACCAUGCUGAUGAAGAAGGCAAGUUGAAACAACUGUUUUGGGCUGAUGGUAUUAGUCGAAUGGAUUUUCAAGUGUUUGGGGAAGUCCUAGCCUUUGAUGCAACAUACAGGAAGAAUAAAUAUGGUUGCCCUAUUGUUGUUCUUGUCGGAGUUAACCAUCAUUGCCAGACUAUUGUGUUCGGAACAACAAUUUUGACAAAUGAAAAAGAGGAAAGCUAUGUGUGGGUUCUUGAGCAAUUUAUGGCAGCAAUGAAGGGUAAGGAACCAAGUGCAGUUAUAACUGACGGUGCUCCUGCAAUGCGGAAUGCUAUUACUAGAAUUUUACCUAGAGCUCAUCAUCGUUUGUGUGCUUGGCACCUUUUACAAAAUGCACAAAUAAAUGUGGGUGACCCGAAUUUUGUGAAAGGAUUUAAGAGCUGCAUGUUGGGGAAUCUAAGUGUUGGGCACUUCAAAAAAAAAUGGGCACAAUUGGUUAGCGAUCUGAACCUCGAGGACAAUCCAUGGGUUCAAGGGUUGUACGAGAAGAGGCACAUGUGGGCUACAUGUUUGAUGAGGGGAAAGUUCUUUGCCGGUUUUCGAACAACAUCUCGCUGCGAAGGUAUGCAUUCACAAAUUGGUCGCAUUGUUCGAUCCCGAAAUAGCCUUCUUGAGUUUGUUCAGUAUUUUGAGCGGUAUGUGAAUUACAUGCGAUGGACUGAGGUUGAUGCGGACUACAAGUCAGUCGUAGGAGAUGCUGUGCCUAAGACUAAUGUGAGAGCACUUGAAAAAUGUGCUGCAAAUGUAUAUACUAGGACUGUUUUCCUAAAGUUCAGACCAUGGCUGAACAGUGGUAGUGUAAUUAAAGUUGCUGCCAUUAAGGAAAAAUCCUCAUGUAUGAUAUAUUCCAUGUACAAGUAUUGUAAACCCGAUAAGUUGUGGCAUGUCGCACAUGAUGUACAAUUGUCUACGUUUAGAUGUUCAUGUCAGCGGAUGGAGACAUUUGGGCUUCCUUGUGAUCAUAUCAUUGGUUUGUUGGUUCACUUGGACAUUGAUGUGAUCCCUGAGAGUUUAAUAUUACAGAGGUGGUGUAAGUCAGCAAAGGAUUGUAUGAAAGAUAAUAGUGAAUCCUCCUACAAAUUCUGGGAAUCAACAAUUCUGGAAGACUACUUGGACACUGUUGAUGUAAUGGCAAAGCAUGUUAUGAAACUUAAGGCAAAAAUGGAGGCAGCCCUUGGAACUGGUGUUGAGAACCUUGAUGAAGAUGUUGAUAAUGUAAAAAAUCCUGCUGUCAUAAUGAGCAAGGGAUGCGGUGGAACCUCAAAUGUGAAUGGAAGCAAGGGGAAAAGGAAGUGCACAGUUUGUAAGGUUGAAGGCCAUAACAAGACAACAUGCCCCCAGAACAAACGAGCCAAAGUUAGUAAUGAAGCAGCUGUAGAUUCUAAUGCCUCCUUUUUUUGA